GUUGUCAAUGUCGUGCAGUCCGGUUCGAAAACAACAGCAACAGAUUUGCAGUGUUUAGAUAAAUUUAUAACACUUAUUCGUGUAUAACCAGUGAUUAAGUAAACCGAUAGUUUGAAUCGAACAUGGGCGCUAACAAAUAUUCCAUUUUAUUGCCUACAUAUAACGAGAGAGAAAAUUUGCCUAUCAUAAUUUGGUUAAUUGUAAAUUUCAUGCAAGAGGCCAAAAUUGACUACGAGAUUAUCGUUAUCGAUGACGGUAGCCCGGACGGGACCUUAGAAGUAGCCAAGGAGUUGCAAAACAUCUACGGCGAAGAUCGUAUCCUACUCCGGCCGAGGGCGGCUAAAUUGGGUCUCGGAACAGCCUAUAUUCACGGAAUAGAACACGCAAAUGGCAAUUUUAUUAUUAUAAUGGAUGCCGAUUUAAGCCACCAUCCUAAAUUCAUUCCUCAGUUCAUUGAACUUCAGCAGUCGGCAAACUAUGACAUCGUCUCGGGAACUCGUUACAGUGGAGACGGAGGAGUGUACGGGUGGGACUUUAAGCGAAAACUUAUCUCCCGAGGAGCGAAUUUCCUGUCCCAGUUGUUGCUGAGACCGAACGCAUCCGAUUUAACCGGUUCAUUCAGGUUGUACAAGAAGGAUGUGCUGAAGGAGCUCAUCGCUCGCUGCAAGUCGAAAGGAUACGUUUUCCAAAUGGAGAUGAUUGUGCGAGCGCGUCAGCUUAAUUACACCGUAGGCGAGGUGCCGAUUUCGUUCGUUGAUCGUGUUUACGGACAGUCCAAACUGGGAGGAUCGGAAAUAGUGCAGUUUGCCAAGAAUUUGUUGUACUUGUUCGCAACCACGUAAUAUGAGGUCUAUGUUAGUGAGUCUGGAUUUGAGUCAAUGAUUAUUCCUCAUUCCAUUGCAUAAAAACGAAAUUACGGUAAAUGAUGGCAUGUUGAAUGUUUGAUGGCAUUUUAAAGGUAAAUAAAUGAGGCAAAUAAUAAGUUGAAGUAU
Messenger RNA from Toxorhynchites rutilus septentrionalis, 992 nucleotides. It is a transcript of the gene Dpm1, whose product is annotated as dolichol-phosphate mannosyltransferase subunit 1. The coding region runs from base 123 to 842 and encodes 239 amino acids. The transcript is spliced from 3 exons. Gene Ontology annotation, molecular function: dolichyl-phosphate beta-D-mannosyltransferase activity. The record is from RefSeq and is a predicted model, not a curated record. Gene Ontology annotation, biological process: GPI anchor biosynthetic process; protein O-linked glycosylation via mannose. Gene Ontology annotation, cellular component: endoplasmic reticulum membrane. Lineage: Eukaryota; Metazoa; Arthropoda; Insecta; Diptera; Culicidae.